CUUGGGCAAGCCUUGGGUUGGUAGUAUGCAAGGGUAGUAAGAUAUAAUAAGGGGGGUACCUACCUGCCGCCGUGGUUAUAAACGUUAUAAAGUUCGUGGAUUGAUCAAUGGCGUGCCAUUCAGGAGUCGGGUGCAACGAAAGAAGAGCAUUUGCUCAAAAAUUAGCAAAACACGAUGCUGUGGAGAUGCGCCGCCAGGUGGCGUCGGCUGCCGGCUCCACGGCGUCCUUCAGUUCGACACGGGAUGCGUGCACCAUCGCCGGCGUGACCAGCUCCGCGGCCACACCGGUCUGCAGCGCAGAGCUGACGGAGCCUGUCGACUUUGAGGAGUUUCUCGAGUCGCACCAGCUGGAGCUGGCCUCUGACGAGCUGCGCGACCUGCUGGACGCGCCUCCCGAUGACAUCGACGUGGGCCUGGUGCAGCGCCGCUACCGGACCGUGCGGCCGCUGGCGCCCGACAAGCACGAGAUCGGGUCGCUGGAUGUACACGUCCAGGAGUGCGUGCGUCACUACCUGUCCGACUGGGUGUACGCGGUGCGUCGGUAUGCGGAGUUCAGCAGCGCCGGCGUGCAGCAGCGCCCAGCGGCGCCGGCCACCGUCGGCGAGCCGCACCAGUACGAGCUGGACGGCCCGGUGGAGUUCUCUCUGGCCGGCGGCACCAGCCAGACGCCGUCGGGCUCGGCGCGCACCAGCUGGCUGAUGGCUGACACGCCGCGAGGCAGCUGGGCCUCGUCCCACUUCGACCUGAAAAACUCGCUGGCGGAUGCGGCGCUGCCCUCGCUGCUGGACCGUGUGCCGGCCGAGACACUGGACAGACUGAACCAAGCGCACCGACAGCAGGCCAGACAGAGCUCGUUGUUCGCGCUGUGCUCGCCUCAGGAGGAGGACAUGAUCGAGCGCCGGCCGCCGCCCCCUCUGCCCGCCGAGCACCGGGGCCAGCGCAUCAUGGUCAAGUGCCUACAGCUCAGAUUGGAGGUCUCCAUCGAGCCAAUAUUCGCCUCGAUGGCACUAUAUGACGCUGGUCGGAAGAAGAAGAUAUCGGAGAACUUUUACUUUGACAUGAAUUCGGAGCAGAUAAAGAACAUGUUGCGUGCCCACGUGCCGUACGUCGACUUCAGCACGCUGAGCAAGAGCUGCAUCUUUGACAUCACGUACCCGUCCUCGGACAUUUUCCUCGUCAUCAAGCUGGAGAAGGUGCUGCAAGGUGACAUUGGGGAGUGCUCUGAACUGUACGUCAAAGACGAUAAGAGUCGCGACAAGGCCGAGAAGGCGCACGCGCAGGCGACCGUGUUCUGUGAGCGGCUCGGCCGCUACAGGAUGCCGUUCGCGUGGACAGCCAUCUACCUGAUGAACAUUCUGGACGGCAUCAGCAGCCUGGAGCGGGAGGCCGGUGACCGCGAUGUCCCUGCCGCACAGACCAACAGUCUCGAGCGCAAAUCAUCCCAGUCGAGUCUGGACCAGUUCCGUCGGUCUCGCCCGGGCGCCGGCGAGGGGGGCUCCGGACCCGGCUCCGGACCCGGCUCCGGCCUGGGCCGACGCGGCUCUCUGGAGCGGCGCAGCUUCAGCGAGCGGCGCGGCGCAUCGUCGGCUCAGCUGGCUCAGAGUCUGCAGACAUUUCGGCCGGUCACACUCACCGUGUCCACCUUCUUCCGACAGGAAAGCGACCGUUUGAAGGAGGAAGACUUGUUUAAACACCUGCAAGACCUGAAGCGGCCCAGCAACGCCAUGAAAAAACUGAAAUGUAUCGGCGGGACGCUGAAGCUGGACAUUGCGCCAUGUCCGGACGAGGUCAAGCACUGUCUGACACCAGAGCUGGCCAAACUGCGACCGUACCCGGAUGACAAGGCGCGGCCCUGCAAAGAACUGCUCGAGUUCCCCCCUGAGGAAGUGUACGAGCCGCACUACUUGUACAGAAACCUCUUGUUCGUCUCGCCCAAGACGGUCAACUUUGUCAACUAUCCCAACAAGCCUGGCAUUUCGGCCCGCAACAUCACUGUGCGCGUCCAGUUUCUGAACGGCGAGGGCAAGGAGUCGGCGCUGCCGGUCAUCUUUGGCCGCUCCUCGAUGCCGGAGCUCGUCAGUGAGGCCUACACCGCCAUCAGCUACCACUCAAAGAACCCAGACUUUUACGAUGAGAUCAAGAUCAAACUGCCGGCUACGCUGACUGAUGCUCACCACCUGUUGUUCACUUUCUUUCACGUGAGCUGUCAGCAGCGCAAGGCGGAGCCCAGCAGCGCGUCCACGCCAAUCGGCUACACGUGGUUGCCGGUGCUUCGCGAGGGCCGUCUAAAUACCACAGAGGCCUGUUUGCCCGUGCUGCUGGAGCCACCGCCCUCCAAUUACCCGUACAUCACGCCCGACAUCAACCUUCCUGGCGUCAAGUGGGUGGACAACCACCGGCCGCUGUUCAGCGUCUCAGUAACGGCGCACAGCUCGGUGCACGCGCAGGAUAAGAACAUCGACAGUUUCCUGGGCAUGUGUCGAAUUGUGGAAAGCGGUGUGGUGCCAACGCGAAUAGGAGAUAGCAACGUCGAAACAGAGCUCCGACGCAGCAUCGAGCAGCUGUGUGACAGCGACCCGGAGCGGCUGGUGCAGAUGGUGCCGCUGCUGCUGGACCGGCUGCUGCAGCUGCUGGUGCGGCCGCCGAUGGUCGCUGGUCAACUCAUCAACACUGGCCAGCCGUGCUUCCACGCCAUCGGACAGCUGGUCAAACGGGUGUCGGAGCUGCUCGAGGGCCGGAACGACCAGCACGGCCGCAACAGCCUGCUGAUGACGUACGUGCACUACCAGUGCGGUCUGUCGCCGGCGGGCGCCGAGCCUCCGCCGCCGACCGUCGCCGGCCACACCGCCCGCGCCUCGUCACUGCCGCGCGCGCGCGCCUUCAACAGGAGCACCAGCAACCCCAACAUGGCUGGCCCGCUGGACGCCGACUCGGAGGUGGGCCAUAUCCUGGGCCGAGCGCUGGACCGGACGGCCAGCCUGCGCACAGGGGUCAGCCAGGAGCUGCUCGUCGCUUGUCGCCCGGCCGCCACCGCCCGAAAGGUGGUGCACGAGGAGCUGGCACUGCAGUGGGUGGUGGCUAGCGGCAAUUCGCGCCAGCUGGCGCACGCCAACCCCUGGUUUUUCUUCGAGCUGAUGUUCAAGUCUAUGGUGUGCACACUGGCGUCGGGAGGCCGACUGGACUCGCCGCGCCGGCUGCGCUUCUCCGAGCGGUUCUGUGACGACAUCACCACACUGGUGGACAACAUCACCAAGGAUGUGGUGGCGACACAGGCGCGCCACGCCGCUGAGGCGGCCCCGGACGUGAGCCGGUUGAACGCAGCGCUGGCGUUCUUCAUCAAUGACCUGCUGUCGGUGAUGGACCGUAGUUUUGUCCUGGGACUGGUGCGCCUCUAUUGCCGUGAGAUGGCGUCUCAGCGCACCACUACCAGCGGCGCCCAGCUCAUCUAUCUGAAGCUGGACUUUCUGCGUAUCGUGUGCUCGCACGAGCACUACUUUUCGCUGAAUCUGCCGUUUUGUACGCCGCUGAGCGGUGCUCUGGUGGCGGCGUCUCCGACACCGUCGGUGGGCUCGGCCAGCUCGCAGUCCUCCUACCUAUCCACGCUGGUGGCUAACGAGCGGCCGCGCUUCGGCGAGCUGAGCGUCCACUUCCUUCAGCAGCACUACCUGGCCGGCCUGGUGCUGCAGGAGCUGCGGGCCACGCUGCCACCCAGUGGACGGACCGGCGGCGGCGGCAGCGGCCCAGGCACGCAGCGGCGCGCUGUCGCUCUGGUGCGCAGUCUGCUGGCCUGGCACGACGCCGACCCGCGCUUCCAGGAGCAGUGUGCGCGCGCACGCGUGGCACUCCUCUAUCUGCCCCUGGUGCCGAUCGUGCUGGACAGUCUGGAUCAGAUGUUUGGAUGGGGUGCAGCAGAUUUGUCAGCUGCCGGUUAUUCGACCAGGGACGAUGGCCCGCUCGGCUCGCCGCCGCACGACACGGCAGAGGCGCAGGCGCGGUCAGCGAACGUGCGGCCAGACACCAGUCGCGACCUGCUGCUCUGCACACUCUGGGUGCUGAAGAAUGCUCGCGCCGAUGUGCUGCGCGCCACCUGGGCCGAGUACCGACCGGCGCGACUGCAUCAGCUGCUGCGCCUGCUGCACAACGCACUCUCCUGCUUCGAGUAUAAGGGUGGCCGCCAGCCGCCGCUGGCCUCCCAGGCGACGGGGCGCGGGCCCACGCGCGCCGUCGAGGCCAAGUCGAGGCUGGAGGACAUGCUGCUGGGCGGCGGCUCGGCACGCAGCGAGCUGAUCCGGCGCCGGUCUCAGCACCAGCAGCCGGCCGCUACGCCGGACCGUCUGCGCUGGCGCAAGGAGCAGACGGCGCCCCAGUGGCGGCAGGAGGAGCGCGCCGACGGCGUCGCCGAGCCGGCCGAGCCGGCCGCCGAGCGCUGUCUCUCGGCAGAGGCCAGCAUGGUGGUGUUGGACGCCCUGGAGACGCUCAUACAGGUGCUCUCCAGCCAGGACAGCCUGCACGGCCUGCUUGGCAUGGCGUUCCGCGUGCUGCUGCACGCUCUCUCCUGCAACCAGAGCACCGCCGUCAUCGCCAAUAUGCUGGCCACCCAGCGCUCCCUAGUCACAAAGUACCCGUCUCUGCUGUUUGAUGAGGAGACGGAGCACUGCGCCGACCUGUGCCUGCGACUACUGGAGCACUGCAGCAGCACCUUCUCCAGUACGCGCAGCCAAGCUUCCGCCUCGCUCUACCUGCUCAUGAGGCAAAACUUUGAGAUUGGCAAUAACUUUGCCCGUGUCAAGAUGCAGGUGACCAUGUCGCUCAGCUCGCUGGUCGGCACCAGUCACAACUUCAGCGAGGGCUUCCUGCGCCGCUCUCUGAAAACCAUCCUCGAGUACGCCGAGAGCGACCUCGAGCUGGCCGAGACUACCUUCCCCGGACAGGUGUCGGACCUGGUGUUCAACCUGCACAUGAUCCUCUCAGACACAGUAAAAAUGAAGGAGUUCCAAGAGGAUCACGAGAUGCUGCUUGACCUGAUGUAUCGCAUCGCCAAGGGCUACCAGAACUCGCCGGACCUGCGGCUCACCUGGCUCGACAACAUGGCCAAGAAACACACAGAGCGCGGCCAGUUGGCCGAGGCCGGUAUGUGCUACGUGCAUAGCGCUGCGCUUGUCGCCGAGUACCUGAGUAUGCUGGAGCCGAAAGCGUACCUGCCGCUCGGAGCGGCUGCCUUCGAGGACAUCUCGCCUAACGUGCUGGAGGAGAGUGCAGUGUCGGACGAUGUGGUUAGUCCGGAAGAGGAGGGGAUUUGCACCGGGAAGAGUUUCACCGAGCCAGGCCUUGUCUCGCUUUUGGAGCAGGCCGUCCACGCCUUCGACAGCGCCUCCAUGCACGAGGCCGUCAACGACAUCUACAAGCUUCUCACUCCCAUCUACGAGAACUCGCGCGACUACCGCAAACUGGGCCUCAUCCACGGGAAGCUGCAGGACAGUUUUAACAAGAUGAGCUCAGUGGACGGCAAGAGGAUGUUCUGGUCGCACUUCCGUGUCGGCUUCUACGGGCUCAAGUUUGGCGACCUGGACGGUCAGGAGUUUGUCUACAAAGAGCCGGCGCUCACCAAGCUGGCGGAAAUCUCCAGCCGACUAGAGAGUUUCUACGCGGAGCGGUUCGGUGUCGACAGCGUGCACACCAUCAAAGGCUCCAGCCGGGUGGAGUCGGCACAGCUCGACCCAGAGGCUGCCUACAUACAGAUCACAUACGUCGAGCCCUACUUCGACGCAUGGGAGCGGCGCACUCGGCUCACCGCCUUCGAGCGAAACUUCAACAUCAAGACGUUCAUGUUCGCCACGCCGUACACGCUGGACGGCCGGGCGCACGGCGAGCUCAGUCAACAGUACAAACGCAAAACCAUCAUCACCGUGGCCAACAGCUUCCCAUACGUGAAGACGCGCGUGCCCAUCUUGUCGCGCCGCGAGGUGGUCCUCACUCCGAUCGAAGUGGCCAUCGAGGACAUCCGUAAGAAGACGGCUGAACUGUGUGCUGCCGUGCACCAAGAACCACCAGACACCAAAAUUCUUCAGAUGGUGCUUCAGGGCUGCAUCGGCACCACGGUGAACCAGGGCCCCAUGGAAGUGGCUCACGUGUUCCUGUCGGAGCUUUUUCUCGGUCAGCAACUCACUGAUCUGCAGAACAAGCUCAAAAUCUGCUUCAAGGAUUUCUCAAAAAAGUGCCUGGACGCGCUGAAAAAGAACCGCACACUGAUCAAGCCUGACCAGAGCGAAUACCAGAAGGAGCUGGAGAAAAACUACCAGCGCUUCACCGACAGGCUCAAGCCGCUGUUUUCCGGGCGGCAGUCGCAGGCGCUGACGCUGUCCAAGAGCCGCUCUCGGGAACUGGUGCCAGCGCAACAUCUGAAAACCAGCCCGUUCGUGUAGCGUCGUCGGACGGCGAUGCAGGAGCGCUGCGCUCGUGGCCGCCCCAUCCACCCAUAUAUCUACUGUUCGUCGACCGCCCGAUGUACCGAUCAUACUCCUAAUGCAGUUUGAAAGCAAGGCCAGCGCGCGGUGACCAUUCUCGCCGCUGUACUGAGCAGCCGGACCGGUCCGCUGAUCCCGUGUCCUGGUGCACUUUUGCCUAGGACCACGGCACCAGUCGUGGCUAUAAAAAUGCUCUGUGCUGUCUGCUGCCGGCCGCUUAUCUCUUGAUUGUCUUGUCUUGGAUGUUUUCAUAUGUAGAAAGAUAAUUCCAUGUGAAACGUGCUUAAUUAUGAUUUUCCAUUACCGUAUUGUUUUUUUCCAUGCAGUUCUUUUGCGCUUGCAAAGACGGUGUAGAGUAAAAGGGUGUUGUAUUUCUCUCCAACCGGCUUUGGGUGAGGUACAACGCCGACAUUGCAACGUGCACUGCUAAAAAACACAUCAUUCAUGAAAACAAUACAUAAGACAUGGAGGCGGCGGGGAGGCGGACGGGAAGCGCUUCCGUCGCGUGCCGACACAGAGCGAAGAAUGACCCCGCGUCAGGGCGGGUCAGCUGGUGCGCGCACGCACAGAUCACACUACGUGGCGAGCGCUCAUUCGCCGCAUGGAAAGGUCGUUAAGCUGCGCUGAAACGCUGCAUUUUUUCUCGUCAUCGAUCACGACCUCAUAUGGUUGGACUUUCAACCGCAGUGGUGUUUUGUUUUCUGACUUCAUGACUGUUUUCUGCCUAACAUUUUUGGUAAUCGUUGAGUGUGGAGCGGCGGAGCUGUGAUGUGCUGUUGGCGCGUCGGCCGCAGUGUCGGCUGUUAGGCGCGGCGGUCGGGUGGCGACCGGUACUGCGUGUGGCUGCGGCAGGGAUGCUCGCUGCGGCGCGCUCCUGGUCCGGCUAUGAGCUGCCAGUGAAACCCCCGCCGAACCAUAUUUCGCUGCAUUUCCUUAACACUUUGUGUGUACAUGCCUAGGUGAUGCGCUUGGCGGCCGCAGUCUCCCGUCUAUUCUAUCGUCCUCGAGCCAUGCCAGUGCGCCCCAAAGUCAGAGUGGUCUGCUGCCUUUCUCCUGCCACUUCGCCACAAUAUACUACAACAAACGGUUGU
Amphibalanus amphitrite is the source of this 7555-nucleotide messenger RNA. RefSeq names its product dedicator of cytokinesis protein 7-like. The transcript has 39 exons. Gene Ontology annotation, molecular function: guanyl-nucleotide exchange factor activity. The record is from RefSeq and is a predicted model, not a curated record. Gene Ontology annotation, biological process: positive regulation of GTPase activity; small GTPase-mediated signal transduction. The coding region runs from base 108 to 6422 and encodes 2104 amino acids. NCBI's taxonomy places the organism in Eukaryota, Metazoa, Arthropoda, Thecostraca, Balanomorpha, Balanidae.